AUGAGUACAGAAUAUUACGAUCCAAAUAUUGACCGAUGGCAGUUAGGACCAUAUAUGAUUACACCCCUUUUUGAUUCUGAUUAUUUUAAUGAUGCAUACUUAAAUGUUGUUAAUGAAUCCAAUCAACCAACCAAUUCUGUGCAUAUGCUAAAUUUAUCUUCUGAAUUACCUUGUUGGGAAAAAACUGCUGCCAUGUUAUAUACAAGAUCGUAUUUUGGAGUAGUUGUUAUAGAAGAUCGUAUAUAUGCCGUUGGAGGAUAUAACGGUGGAUCAAAAAGUCUAGCAUGUGCAGAAGUUUUUAACUGCAGUACUCAAAAAUGGUGUAUGAUAUCUGAUAUGUCUAUUAGAAGAGGAGAGGUAGGAGGUUUUGAUGAUUUAUCGUGCAAUGAUUUAAGAUCUGUUGAAUGUUAUGAUCCCAGUAUUGAUACGUGGAUAAAAGUCGCAGAAAUGGAUGUACCACGCCGUGGUGCUGGUGUAGGAGUCUUAGAUGGUGUAUUGUAUGCUGUAGGUGUUAGUAAUGGAUUGACCACUUGGAGGAGUGUUGAAGCCUAUAGACCAAGUACUGGAGUUUGGACUACUAUUGCAGAAAUUCAUAUGCGUAGAAAAAAUUCAGGUUUCUAG
Acyrthosiphon pisum (pea aphid) is the source of this 621-nucleotide messenger RNA. Its product is annotated as kelch-like protein 5. NCBI's taxonomy places the organism in Eukaryota, Metazoa, Arthropoda, Insecta, Hemiptera, Aphididae. The record is from RefSeq and is a predicted model, not a curated record. The coding region runs from base 1 to 621 and encodes 206 amino acids. The transcript has 4 exons. Gene Ontology annotation, molecular function: protein binding.